GAACCUCGACUUCCUGCGGAACUGCAGCGCGCUCGGCGCCCGGGUCGUGUACUACCAGGCCGAGCCCGACCCCGAGCACCACGCCAUGGUCGAGCCCUUUGUGCAGGCCACGGGCGCGCGCGAGGUCUGGGACUACUCGCGUCGGAACAUGCGCAUGUACAGCACCACGGCGCUCGCGCGCUGGGUCCCGCCGCACUACGCGCCGUCGCGCGACUUUGGGAUCGACGUCAACAGCACGACGGCAAACGGUAAACACGUCUGUUUCCUGGGCGACUGGCACGCGCGCAGCAUGAGACUGCGCAACGAGUACACGGGCGUCUUCGGCGACAAGCUGCGCACCCUCAAAGGCAUUUAUGAGGACGCGGAGCUGCGGAAGUACUUCCGCGACUGCCCUAUCUCAAG
Prorocentrum cordatum is the source of this 402-nucleotide messenger RNA. NCBI's taxonomy places the organism in Eukaryota, Dinophyceae, Prorocentrales, Prorocentraceae. The record is from the annotation of a GenBank genome assembly.